AUGACAAAGAAAAAGAAAGUGGAUUAUCAUCCUAGUCUUGUGUGGACAGAGAUAAUAUCGUUCAUUAAAGGAUCUGUCGAAGCACUUCAUAGUGACAGUGGUUACAUAACGUUGGAAGAAUAUCAGACCAUAGGAAACAAGAGGGCACCAAGUUUUACUGCGGAUCGAGAAACUAUCUAUGAAUUGUUUUUGGCUUACCAACGCAUUAAACGCCGUGAGGGUAUGUUCGAUGAAGCCGACGUGGUUCACAACAUUUAUCAUCGCCUCGAACAUCACGUCCCAGCAUGGUCUAUUCACGAGAUUUAUGUGGAUGAGACACAAGACUUCACUCAAGCUGAGCUGUCUGUUAUCAUUCGUUCAUGUCGUAAUCCUAAUAGAUUAUUCUUUACUGGAGAUACUGCUCAGAGUAUUAUGAGAGGAAUCGCCUUCCGCUUCAGUGAUCUCAGAUCACUUUUCUACUACAUGAAAGAUUCUGUUAAAUCUGUUGGCCAAGAAGCAGAAGUCGUUGUUCCUGACAGAGUUUACGAACUCACUCACAAUUAUCGAUCUCAUGCUGGUAUCUUGAACUUAGCUUCAAGUGUCAUUGAUUUAUUAUCUCACUUUUUCCCCGAGUCGUUUGAUAAAUUGGCGCGUGACCAGGGAUUAUUUGAAGGUCCUAAACCAGUCCUUUUGGAGUCGUGUAGUUUCAGUGAACCCGCUGUAAUUCUUCGUGGUCACAAGAGGAAAACUUCACCAAUAGAAUUUGGCGCUCAUCAAGUCAUACUUGUUGCUUCUAAUGAAGUUCGAGAUUUGCUUCGUCAACAACCCAUUCGUGGUCUGGUCAUGACCAUUUAUGAAUCAAAGGGUUUGGAAUUUGACGACGUAAUAAUAUACAACUUUUUCAAAGACUCGCAGGUAAGACCCGGCCGUAGGAGUGUCUUGCCUGUAGAAAGCUUCGGAUUGGUAGGGAUGCUGUACCACUACCUGAAAAAUACAAGGAGAUUUCGACCCCACUGGGCACACGACGUUUUAACGUUGAAAUUUGAUAGGAAAAUGUUGCGACGUCGCUGA
Messenger RNA from Paramuricea clavata, 1050 nucleotides. NCBI's taxonomy places the organism in Eukaryota, Metazoa, Cnidaria, Anthozoa, Malacalcyonacea, Plexauridae. The record is from the annotation of a GenBank genome assembly.